AUGCAAACCCGACGUAAGAAUAAUAUUGUGAAACCCAAACGGAAACUAAAUCUCUCCGCAGCUUUAUCUCCCAACAUCCCGACUGAACCUUUAACCGUGAACCAAGCUAUGAAGGAUAAGGUAUGGCGUGAUGCGAUGUCGGGUGAGAUUGAUGCCUUUGCGCGCAAUCGGACAAUGGACCUUGUUCCCCGACCACUGAAUCAUAACAUUGUUGGCUGUAAGUGGGUUUACAAAAACAAAUUUUUGCCUAACGGCACUCUUAGCAGGUGUAAAGCAAGGCUUGUCGCCAAAGGCUACAACCAGGAAUAUGGUCGUGACUACACCGAGACCUUUAGCCCAGUGAUCAAAGCUACUACCCUCCGCUUAGUUCUUGAUGUUGCGGUAAGCCGCUCUUGGCCGAUUCUUCAGUUAGAUGUUAACAAUGCGUUCCUUCAAGGCACCCUAAACGAGGAAGUAUACAUGGAGCAACCACCGGGGUUUGUUGAUUCUGAUCAUCCGUCNUCCGAAUUGUAA
Messenger RNA from Camelina sativa (false flax), 513 nucleotides. The record is from RefSeq and is a predicted model, not a curated record. NCBI's taxonomy places the organism in Eukaryota, Viridiplantae, Streptophyta, Magnoliopsida, Brassicales, Brassicaceae.